Pochonia chlamydosporia 170 is the source of this 3132-nucleotide messenger RNA. RefSeq names its product beta-galactosidase. The transcript has 3 exons. Gene Ontology annotation, molecular function: carbohydrate binding; beta-galactosidase activity. Lineage: Eukaryota; Fungi; Ascomycota; Sordariomycetes; Hypocreales; Clavicipitaceae. Gene Ontology annotation, cellular component: beta-galactosidase complex. Gene Ontology annotation, biological process: lactose catabolic process. The record is from RefSeq and is a predicted model, not a curated record. The coding region runs from base 1 to 3132 and encodes 1043 amino acids.
AUGAGAUUCCAACCCAAAGGGUUGCCAUUGCAACAAGACGAGUCUCGUCCAGACUAUUGCAACGAGGCAGUGUUUAGGAGAAACUGCCUGCCUACUCGCUCCCAUCACAUCUCCGAGACGUCAUUGCUGUUGAAUGGUAGUUGGGACUUUCACCUAGCUUCCUCUCCUGCAGAGUCACCAGAUCCCACUACGUUCAAAUCUGUUCCUUGGGAGAAGUUGACGGUCCCAGGCCAUUGGCAGCUACAAGGCUAUGGCAAGCCUUGGUACACCAAUGUACAAUACCCGAUUCCUGUUUGUCCACCAUAUGUGCCUACAGAAAAUCCAACAGGUACCUACCGACGCAUCUUUCAUGUGCCGUCAACGUGGUCAGGAGAUUCUCAGCUUCGACUGAGGUUCGAUGGAGUUGACAGUGCAUACCACGUCUGGGUGAACAAGAAAUUAGUUGGAUAUGCUCAAGGAUCUAGAAACCCUUCAGAGUUUGACAUUUCAGAUUUUGUGCAUCGAAAUGAGUCCAAUGAAGUGGUCGUCAAGGUCUAUCAGUGGAGCGACGGCACCUAUAUUGAAGACCAAGAUCAGUGGUGGCUAUCUGGAAUAUUCCGAGAUGUCCAUUUGAUAUCUUUUGCCAAAGACAUCAGAAUUGAGGAUUGGUUUCUCCGAACUGACCUAGACGAAAAGUAUGAAAACGCCACUCUGCAGGCUGCUGUGGACCUCUUCACCACCAGCGAAGGGAAGCUGUCAAUCUCGGUCUCUGAGCUUGACAAGAACGGUGGCGAGAGGCUUGUGUCGGCAGAAACGACUGUCAACAAAGGUGAUACCAAAGCUGAGAUAAGCCUUCAAGUUUCCAACCCCAACAAGUGGACUGCAGAGACCCCAUACCUGUACAAUGUGGACAUAACUCUGAGCAACCAGAACGCCGCACCACAGACCGUCCGACAGCGCAUUGGAUUUCGAAAAGUUGAGCUCAAGAAUGGUCUGAUGACUGUAAACGGUGUUCGAAUCCAUCUACGGGGAACAAAUCGCCAUGAGCAUCAUCCUCACUUUGGUCGCGCCGUGCCCCUGGAGUUUGCAAAGCGUGAUCUAAUUCUCAUGAAGAAGCACAACUUCAACGCUCUGAGAUGUUCACAUCAGCCAAACCACCCAGAGCUACUGGAUCUAUGCGACGAACUGGGUCUCUGGGUCAUGGAUGAAGCCGACUUGGAGUGUCAUGGCUUUUACGAUGCCGUAGCUCGACCCCUGGAUAUCCCUGAAGAAAUGGACUACGAAAAGCGGAAGCAACUGGCUUUCCCCCAAGCAGCCCAGUAUACCACGAAUAAUCCGUCGUGGAAGGCAGCCUACCUCGACAGAAUGGAGUGCCUCAUUCAACGGGACAAGAACCACACCAGUGUCAUAAUGUGGAGUCUCGGAAACGAAGCCUUCUAUGGCAAUAACCACAAAGCAAUGUACGCUUACGCAAAGAAAGUCGAUCCUGGAAGACUCGUUCACUACGAAGGAGAUGCGCAUGCCGAAACGGCAGACAUGUACAGCUACAUGUAUCCGUCGGUUAAAAGAAUAAUCAAACUCGCAAAAGAAGAAGGUGUUGUAAACGGCAAGUUCGAAAAGCCAAUUAUCUUGUGCGAAUACGCGCACGCCAUGGGUAAUGGGCCGGGAUGGCUGGAAGAUUAUGAGAAUGCGUUCCGCGAAUACCCGCGUCUGCAGGGCGGCUUUAUCUGGGAAUGGGCGAAUCAUGGUCUUUGGAAAGAAGAUGCCGGUUAUUAUGCGUAUGGAGGUGAUUUUGGCGACGUUCCAAACGACGGUACUUUUGUCAUGGACGGGUUGUUGAGCAGUGAGCAUCAUCCUACGCAUGGUCUGCUGGAGUUUAAGGCUGUCAACCAUCCUGUUCGGUUCGAGGUGAAGGAUGGUCAGCUUGUGGUUGAGAAUUGCUACAAUUUUGCCGACCUAAGUCACUUAGCUGCUACAUUCAAGUUGGAGGAGUUCGGUGAAGAUGCUCAUGUACUCGCUUCUGGACCAUUGCAGCUGCCAGCCGUGCAGCCUGGCACCACAUCGUCUAUCCCGCUUCCGGAUGCUGUGGCCAAAUACAAGAGCAAGGAGGAAGUCUAUCUAACCAUCUCUGUCAAACUUGGCCAAGAGACUUCUUGGGCAACGGCAGAGCAUGAGGUAGCAUGGUUCCAGCACCGACUGCAGCAAUCGGUCAAGCCCGCAUCUCCGUCCGUUACCUUGGACAAGCUAUCUUCCAAACUGCGAGUCUCCUCUGAAGGUGCUAUCAUUACCGUAUCUGGAAUCAAUUUCACGUACCGGUUUGAUCAAGCCCGUGGCGUUAUCAAAAGCUGGAUCGCAAACGAGCAAGAAAUACUGGAAACAGAUCCAGCCGUCGGGGCAGCUCUAUACUCAUCCUUCUGGAGACCAGCCACUGACAAUGACGUCCCCCAGUCUUUGCCAUACUGGCAACGUUUUGGAGUUGACCAGCUUACCAGUCAACUUCGCUCGCUUCACGUCGAUACUUCCCAGCAAGACAGGGUGGUCGUCAGAGCUCACACCUUCAUUACCCCUCCUGUUCUCGCAUGGGGAUUCGACUGCGAGAUUGACUACAUCAUCUCAAACACCGGUCUGCUACGUAUCAAUGUCACGCGCCUCGCCGCAACAGGGUCUAUACCAGAUCACAUUCCUCGAAUUGGCUUCAACUUGCGCCUAAACAAAGCGCUAGACAAAGUGAAAUGGUUUGGUCGCGGACCCGGCGAGAGCUACCCUGACAAGAAGGCGUCUCAGCGUCUCGGCAUCUGGAAGGUCGACUCUGUACCUGAUCUACAUACGCCGUAUGAUGUUCCCCAAGAGAAUGGAAAUAGAAUGGACACUCGGUGGGUGACGCUUACAAACACCGCUCCUGACCCAUCUGGUAUUCGAGCUCGGCGCAUUGGCGACAACGCAACAUUUAGCUUCGUUGCCAGCCGUCAUAGUGCUGAGACUAUUCAAGCUGCUAGACAUCCUCCGGAUCUCGUGGAAGAGAAUGCUACUCUGUUGAGACUGGACGUUGAAGUUGCUGGGGUUGGCACGGGGGCUUGUGGGCCAGGCGUGCGGGAAGAUUUGAAGGUUAAAUGUAAGGAGAUGUCUUUUGGAUUUGAACUAGAGGCCAUUUAG